Molecule: messenger RNA, 1344 nt
Organism: Penicillium cosmopolitanum
Lineage: Eukaryota; Fungi; Ascomycota; Eurotiomycetes; Eurotiales; Aspergillaceae
Exons: 7
Coding region: 1-1344 (447 amino acids)
Source: RefSeq, a predicted model, not a curated record
AUGGAAAUCCCCCGACCCGGAGAGGGAGAUGUCGAUAUUGGCUCUGGCACAUUUGCAGCUUGCUGGGCGCUUACUGGAGUGGUUGGUGUCGCUCUGCUCUUUCGAUAUGCCGUCAAGUCUUGGGUUCGCUGGGCUCUGCCGCAGGUUACUGCACCUGGAAGAAUUUGGGGCAUCGAAGAUAUGUUCUUCCUAGUCGCUUAUGGCUUUGAUGUCACUCAUAUGACAUUUAUUCAACUGAGUGCCAAUUGGGGUCUCGGACGUCACUUCUUCUACCUUAGUGAAGAAGAAAGAUUCCACGCUAUGAGGUGGGACUUUUUGUCACAGCCUAUUGCCGUCGCCUCGGCGAUGGUUUCAAGAACCGGCAUGAUGUGGUUUCUAUUGACAUGCUUCGCAGCGAGUGAUCGGAAACUUCGAAUGUCGAUCAUCAUCUGUGCUAUUGUCCAAAUCGUUGCAAAUAUGGUCACCAUCGUACAGAUCAUUGUCCAGUGUGGGCCUAAUCCAUAUCACUCCGCGAAUCGUGUUCAAUAUUUCAAAUAUAUGUGGACUCCUUUGCCAGAGGAUGGAUCGGUCGUGUGUCAAUCACCAUCUGUUCAAACGACCGUCGGGUUUGUCCAGGGAGGCUUCAACACAAUUAUUGAUUUCGCGCUCGCUGCUCUUGCUGCCGUGGAAUUAUGGCAGUUUUUCUUGCGAACGUUACAUCGCGAACCAAAUGUUUCAUUCUGGUCUCAGUUUCACAAAAUCAACAGCACAGUACGAUCACGUCGCAUCUGGCAGACACUUACCCUGAGCGGUCCUCUUAUACUCUCCGGUGCCGCUUCAAUUGUGAAGACUUAUAAACUCAAAUCGCUCGGUGACCGACUAGACUUUACUUAUAACAUCGUCUCAUUUGUCCUCUGGGUGAAGAUCGAAAACUACAGCAUCCUGCUCGCUUCCUGCGCACCUGUCGCCCGUCUCUUCCUUCGCGCUAUUGUUGACAACCGUCGCGAUGGCAAACCAGUCGGCUACUGGUCCCGAUCUCGCUCGAAUAAUAAUAAUAAUAAUAACUCUGAUAAUUCGAACGAUACGGAGCUCAAGCGACGACAAAAAGACCAAUGGCUGGACUCGGCAACAGCGACAGCGGGGAAUUGGCAAGAUGAAGAGAAUGAUCCUCCGCAUUGGGGUACCACCGAGCGUUCUGAGAGUCGGAUCUCUCGAGCGCAACAGCCCGAUCAUUUGGAUGAUGGAUUUGUGACUGUCAAAACGGAUAUUGUUGUGCAGGUUGAUGAUGGGCGGUCUGUUUCCUCUGGUGGUGCCAGGUUACUGCCUGAGGGGAGUGAACCGCUUCAUGUGCAUAGGAAGGAAUAG